AAGUAAGUUCCUGAUUUGGAAACUAGUUUUGUGAACAAAACGGGAAUAGACUGACAAUUGGGAACAUUCCCGCGUAAAGUCAUUACAAUGAGGAACUAAAAUUAUCAGACUUUCUAAACUAUCGUUUUAUCUCAAUGUUUUCUAAAGAAGCGAUUUCAGUCAAUAUCACAAAAUUACCACAGCUGUCGAAUACUAACACUAUUAACAGACACACUCACCAUUAACAUACUUUAUUGUCUUUGCAGUAAGGUUUACGAAUGAUCAAUUAAUUGCGUCAACUAUGCUGCCCUUAGCAACUAGACAGAAAGCCAAGAUUGCAACAAGCAACUACGAAACCAGUUUACUUUUCCUAAAUACGGGUAGCUUUAAAUUUUUAUCACAAAAGUGGCGGGUAGUUACGGCUAUUCCUCUAUUCGUCGUUCGCUCGGCUUCAGUCUUUGAGACGAUUUCGUGCGCUUCGCGACUCCCGCUUUUCCGACUUUUUGAUUUUUUUUUUCCAUCUUACCGGGACACCUACGUAGUGGCGUUAAACGUGCUUAUACGUACAACCGCGUACAUUUUGUCUCUUAGACACCCUAGUCUAAGCUUUUUAAUUUUUAAUCGUGUUGUUUUUAUUUCAAUUUUAUUUUAAGUUAAGCUAGUUUUAAGUUUAGUCCGCCAUCUUGUGACGCUUUCAAAAUAACGAUCAAAACGCGCGUCGGUCGUAAGAUGGUCAGUAAGGAGCCGCCAUUGCAGCCAGUGGAGGUCAAGAGCAAGAGAAGAAGACGCAGAGCUGGGAACAGAGCUGGGAAGAAACGAUCUAGGAAGACUACUGUUGCCGUCGCGGCUGUUGCGACGUUGCCUUCGGAGAAAUACUCUAGCCCUGUGAAGUGUGCUGUUCACGCGUUCCUGAUGCGAUACCAGAGCGCCCUGAGGAAGGUGCCGGCUCAUCUGCCGCCGCGGGUCCACGCUGGGCCGCCUUCGAAGAGGGUUAAACGCGUUUCUUGGAGUCACGACGAGAGCGGGUCGAUGAGCGGCGGCGGCGACCCGGCGGUGCUCGCCGUCGGGCCGGCGCGUCGGACGCUCACCUACACCCGGGAACAACUGUUACGGCUGCGGCACUCGCCGCUCGUCAAGAAGGGGCUCGACGUGCCGCUCGCGGGCUGCGACGCGCUCGCGCUGGUGUUGAAAAAGCGAUCCGACUCCCCUAACGAAGACGAUCGAGGGGCCAGAGGCGAUGCACCAGCCGAAAACCACAAGGGCGUGUACGGCCGCGAACGCGAGCGGGAGCGUCGUUCCGCCGACCCUCGCGAGCGCGUCCGCAAGGAGAGUGAGCCGAGCAGCGGCAUAGUCCUGUCUCCCCAACGGCGAUCCUUCACUAGUGGUUGUGGAGCGCCUGCCGCUGCAGCACCUCCGCCGCAUGUCGCUAGGACACGACCGGAGUCACCGCUGUGCCCUGCACCCGCUCAAGCCAAGCCUGAACCAGCGGGUCGUCGUAUCGGCUCAGGCCGGAUCAUGGUGCGGGACGUACCGCACUCGGGCUGGGAGGAGGGCGAAUACCGGCCCAGUGAGCCUUACCGGCCUCGCGAACACCGACCCAACGGCGAUAGGUUCGAGCGACGUUCGUUUACCCGUGACUCCUACUCCUCUGACAUUAAGAGGGAAAGGGACGACCGAUUCAACAACGAAAAACAGAGAGAGAGGGAAGACAACCGCAGAUCAGGUGGUCGCUAUUCUCAACGACGUUUUGAGAAAGAAGAUGAACCAGAGUGGUUUAGUGGAGGGCCGACAUCUCAACAUGACACUAUCGAACUCCGCGGUUUCGACGAGCCUACUAAAAAGAACGGUUCGACGAGCGGGAAAGAGACUGAGAAAUGGAACAACAACAGCGGUGCCAGAUCACCCGGCACCGAGCGAAGCGAGCGUAACGAGCGUAACGAGCGAAACGAGCGAAGCGAGCGCCCCGAGCGAGGCGAGCGCCUCGAGCGGUGGCGGAGCGAAUCCACGUCUGAACCUGCACCGAUUGAAGACUCCAAUGACACUAGCAAUGAUAAGGAUUCGGGGGUAGAGUCGAAGGCCGAGGAGCCGGCGGGCUCGCAGCCCGACUUCAACCUCGACGAGUUCCUCAAGCUGGACUCCAUACCCGACGUGCUCACGAACGGCGGCGGUGAGAGCGAAGGCGGCAGUAGAUUCAGCCGCUGGUUCCGUCGCGAAAGUCCCACAAACGACUCACGCCAUUACGAGAGGCUAUUGAACAACAUGGUCGACGACCUGGAUAACCCGGCGCGUCCACCAGCCAGCGAGCCGAGUCACAUGUUCGCACCGAUCUCCCCCGCCGCGCCGCCCUCGCUACUGGACCUGCUGCGCCGGGCCAACGCCAACUCGGACCCGAGGCCCGAGAUGAACAACGUGGGCGGCAAGAUCCACAGCCUGGAGGAGCUGGAGGCGCGCCUGCGGCCGCCGCAGCCCGCGCCGCUCCCCGACCACGACCUGUCCGCCUUCAAGCGGCUCUUGGCGCAGGUGUCCGGCGGCCACGCCGUGCCGGCCGCCGAGCAGCAGCGCCCGCCGCAGCCCAUGAGCUUACUGCAGAUGUUAAACAAGAGCAUGGAACAACAACAACAGCAGCAGCAACAACAAAAAGUGCCGCCGGCGCAACCGCACAUCCCGCAAGAGCUGCUCUACAAACUGCUGCAAGUGCAACAGGUAUUGUGCAACAAGAGCAUGGAACAACAACAGCAGCAACAACAAAAAGUGCCGCCGGCGCAACCGCACAUCCCGCAAGAGCUGCUCUACAAACUGCUGCAAGUGCUACAGCAGCAGCAACAACAAAAAGUGCCGCCGGCGCAACCGCACAUCCCGCAAGAGCUGCUCUACAAACUGCUGCAAGUGCUACAGCAGCACCAGCAGCACCAGCAGAGCGAGCUGCUGGCGCCCGCGCCGGCGCCGGCGCCCGCGCCCGCGCCCGCGCCCGCGCCCGGGCCCUCGGCCGCCGACCGCGAGCUGCUGCAGCGCCCCGAGGCGCAGGCCAUCAUACACGGUCUGAAAGCUGGCGAGAUAACGGUGCAGCACCUGAUGCAGCAGUUAGGAAACCCAGGCCUGCAGUCCCGCCAUCGCGAGGUGCUGCUUACCAUCCUGCGGCUGCACCAGCAGCAAAGACAGCAACAGAUGGGCGGGUCGCCGCUGCCGGGCGUGGGCGCGGCGCCGCACCUGGUGGUGCCGCCGCUGCACCAGCCGCUGCGCCUGUCGCCGCUGCCGCAUCCAAGUGUGCCAGCCCGCAUCCCGUCCCCACGCGAGCUGGCCGCCCACACGCAGUGCAUCAUGCAGAGCGCCCUCAUCAAGAAGAAGCUAGAAGAACAGCGCGAGAACUACCGCCGCCGCCACGACCCGCCCAAGGGCACUCCCAUCUCGUUCACACCCACAUCCGUAUUACGUAAAAUGACUGCGGACAAGGAAUCCGACGCGCCGAGCCCCAAGCAGCAGCAGUGGGCGCAGCCGCCUAAGAUGCCGCAAGGGCGGCCCAUCGUCAAGGGCAACCAGAGCGGCGCAGCGCCACCUAUGGGAUACGCGCCGUCGCCGGCAGACUACCAACACCACUAUCAACAGCAGCAAAUGUCGGGCAGCGUACGUCAGUUCCUGCAUCCGCAACAGAGGCAGCAAGUACCCAAUGCGCUAAACAAUAUGAACAUGAACAACAUGAACAAUAUGACCCGCGGCAUCGCCGGGGGCACUACCCUGCACCAACUGCUAGUCCAGUCCCACCAGAGGAGUCUCAACGAGCUAGGCGGCGUGGGCGGCACGGGCGGCGGCGACAACCAGCUGGCGCGCUGGUUCUCCCCCGAGCUGCUGGCGCGCGCGUCGGCCGGCAAGCUGCCCUCCGUGCACGUGCCCAACGCGCUCUCGCUCGAGGACCUCGAGCGCCACCACCACUCGCCCGCGCCGCCGCUGCGCAACUGAGCACUGCACGCGGCGUACGGGACCGAACGUGGUGUGGAAGUUGAGGCUAAAAUUUUAAGUUUCUAAGAGCUACUCUACAGCGACAGUGUUAAGAGUGUCACCAAAAAUUUAUCGAUCAUGCAUGAUGAGGACAGUUAAAGAUUUAGUGCUUCUAAUUUGACAGCUAGAGGAGAUGACUCUUUACGGCGUACAUCUGCCGUCCUCGAGCACGACAGACAUUAUUAGGUAACUUUGGUUGUCAAAUUUGACGUUUGACAAUUGAGUGACUAGAAAACAUAUGCGGUAUAGCGCCAUCUGGUCUGACUGUAAAGUUAGCGGGUACGUUUUUAUCUUAGACUUUACCUUGCUAUUACAAUCAAUAGCUCUUUGGUGUCACCAUAAACGUUAAGUUUCUAUGAUAUUAUGGCGUUUAUGAUAUUUCACACUUUGGAAAUUAAAAAAUUAUGCAAAGUUAGCUAAGGUUGGUAUUACAUCUAUUCAAUAUCUUUGUCCAAUGUGCAUUGCGUCUCACUCUCUCAUUAAACAAUAUCUGAGACACAAAUACAAAUUGGACCAAGAAAUUGGACGGGUGGAAUACCCUUACACAGACUAUAGUUUGAGCACCUAUUGUGUAUUAUAAAAAAAUCAGGAAAUAUAAAAAAUAUGGAUUAUAAUAUUUAUAAUUGAUCAUUAACACGUUAAAAACAGACAAUAUCUAUCGGGAGCGUGCAUAAACUGUAGACACUGAAGCCUCCUAUUGCGCGAAGCAUUAUGUCAAGCUCCAUUUCUAGAGUUAAGCCACCAGAUGGCAGACCCUACUAUGGGAAAUAGAGCGUGAAAUGUAGGGGGCAGCACCUGUUUAAAAGCUUGAAAUGUUCUCGCUUUUAUCAGGUUACGAGAUAGCAGACCCUCCCAACAUGCACGGUCUCUUGAAUGUUCAUUGGUCACGAUAGUUGCCCAGACUAUAAUUAACAUAACAGCAGCGACAUCUGGAGUAUGGAAUGUUAUUCAAUCUUGAUACCGCGUGGAAGAUGGUUAUUAUACUCGACAGACAAAACUCAUUUGAAAUCUGCUAUUGGAACUGAGUUAUUCAUCGCCCGAAACUCAUUAGGUUGAAGUAUGAAACACGAGGUGGAGCAUGAAUUAGGGUACUAUUUCAAGCGGUUUAUCAAGUUUAUUUUCACACAUCAAAAUAAGUGGUAUUUCUCUUAUCGAAAUAUAGCUCACCAAAAUAGUCAAAAUACUUAAUUGCUCAAACUUUUUACUGGGACUCAAUUGAAAUAAUACCCUAAAUCACUCAAAAAUGUAAAGUAAAUUAUUUGUGACUAACGUAUUUGUGAACUGAGGGCUCACCGCGAACCACGUUCGACGUGGUAUGUUAACUUGCGUCUCUGUCGCACUUGAAAAUUCGUACGUAAGUGUGACAGGGAGGCAAACACGCCCGUUUUCGUCAUCCCCGUUUGCUGCCAGAGAGAACAGAUUAUUGACAGUGUAUUCUAACACUUGGCCAUCCUGACAUUCUGGUUGUCCCUGCAUGCACCUUUUUUGCCAUUUUAUUGUAUCAUAUCUUAAAGUACCUAUAGCAAUAAUUUAUUGAUUGUAUAUGAAAGUCUUAAGAUAAAUUCUUGCUUAGAGUUUAACAGCUGUAGAUGGCUCGGGCCGGCGUAUCGUACUGGAUUCAAAAGUGAACUUUUGACAAUCCAGUGUCAACAAAACAUGGCAAAGUGCAGCCGCUAUCAGAUAUAUCAGAGUGGCCAAGCUGCUCACAAAUAUCUGAACACGCCUCCAUUGUCAACGCGUUAGAGUGCGUGUUCAGAUAUUUUUGAGCACCUCGGCCGCUUCGAUAUAUCUGAUGGCGACUGUACAAGGCCAUAUUUCAGCUGUGGUUUGGAGGGCACGUUUUUUUCUUAGACUUAACAUAUCUUGUUCAAUCCAUUCUGAAAAGCUGGUAUUUUCAUGCUUAGGAUUGGAUAACAAAAUGGAUCUUAUAUCGAAAAAAAUACAUAUAAUUUGCAUAAGGAUGGUAUUCCACCUGUCCAAUUUCUUUGUCCAAUGGGCAUUCCGUCUCACCCUCGCAUUAAGCAAACCGUGAGAUGCAAAUACACAUAGGACCAAGAAAUUGGACACGGGGAAUACCAUCCUUGGGCCUUUUCAGCGAUAUUUUGACACAAAAUUGCAGCUAGUAUCAAAUUACUUGUGAAAUGGACAACUGAAAUUUGGGUGGAUGCAGAAUUUCAGGUCAGAAAUUUAUCAUCAUUGCAGUGAAAGGGAAAUAAUGUUGAACUUUUGGCAGUCUGUAAUUGUAAUGGUCAAGUUGUGCUUGAUGCCUGAAAUGUUAUAAAAUUAUUGACGCAAUUGUUAAACAUGUUUCCUGAUAAAAAUCCGUCGUCUAUUACAUUUAUAGAACUGCUGUCUACAUGAUUAACUGUUUAUGAAAAACUAUGGUAGAAAAUAAUUUUGCUUUAAAUAUAUAUUUACAUUUUCUUCCAUUUUUUUAAAUAUGUAUUAAGAAAAAUAAAAUAUUUGUAAAGUUGAUUCUUGUAGACACGAGUUUUUAAAUUGAUAGAUUAAGAAUGUGUUAAACAAAACAAUAAGGUACUUUGUCACUUAAAAUUACAAAAAAAAAAUCAGUUACCGAUAUGUUUAAGAAAAGGUAUUACAUGAGACAUACAUUACAUUUUUACAUAAUUAUGUUCAUAAAAACAGUGACUGUUGUUAGGGCAGACACUGUCAAUAAAUAAUGUCAAUACGUUAUGUCGUUCCAGUAUGAAAUUUGAAUAAGAGUGAGUCACUAAAGCAGUGCCUAAACACUACUUGUUAGUUUUACCGUGUCAAAGCUGAAAGACAAUUUCUAAAUUUAUUUCGUUUCUUCAUAAAUAUUUUAAUGAGACUGGUGACAUUCAAUUGUCUGCCCUUUUUUGCAACGCAACUGACUUCUAAGUCAAGUAAUAAAGAUUUUGUCUCUUUCUUACAAACGUAAAUUUCAAGGAUGGAAAGAGACAAAUGAUUAUCAUGGAAUGGUAGCUGUAGUCCGAGGUAGCAGCUGAGGGGUUACCUUUUUGAUGUAUUUCUUUGUAUAGUGAGUUUACUCGUAGAUUCUGGUAUCGUAUAAUGUAUUAUUUAACCCCGUGUCAGCUCCCUUAUUUUGACUAUUAUUAUUGUUGGACGCAGUCAAUAAUACUGAUGAUAUUUUAGCUUAAAAAUAAGCUAGAAAAUACCGUCAUUUAGUUUACAUGUAACCUAACCUAGCUUAUGAUAUGACGAUAUAUUUCAUCAAUAUUAUUGAGCGUUUAGCCGUGACUUAUCUGUAUUUAAAUUGGGAGAUAUACUUAGACAUGUAAAAACAUAGCGCCACCUGAUAUAUGACGAAAAGAAAGUAUGAGAGAAACUAGAAAAUGUAGGCCGCCGGCAAGCGAAUUGAUUGAAAAACUAAAUAAUUAAACAAGUUAAUUUAGUUAAAAAUAUCUAACGUUUACGUAAUACUUCUGUGACAUGUUUUUAUUGAGAAUUAUGCGAAGAUAUUGAUGGCUAAGUGAAUUAUUUAGUUUUUUAUAUCUGCUUGGUUUCGGACCGGCGGUGACACUAUGGAGUAUCGCGGGAAAGAUCGGGUAGUUGACAAAUGCGAAUGAUAAACUGUUUGAGUGAACGGGACGACUGAAUGAUAACGAAUGAACGGAAAUAUAGUAUGCAGAAUAAUAUAUAUUGUAUAAUGUUUAUGUAUGUCUACGGUUGUGUUUGUUAGCAUUUUUGUUACUACGUCAUUUAUGAGAGGAAAAGAUUUUCGUUUACGAUGGAUAUCGUGUGUUCAUUUCGUCUUAUCGCUAAGAACAUUUUUGUAAAGGAUUUUGAAGCGUCCCAAAUGUAAAAGACUAGCAUUGGGGUUUUGGGAUUUCACGAACUACGGAUAGUAUAUUUUUUUAAACAUUUUACGUAUUCCACUGUACGACGUUUUAGCGAUUUGUGGAGUUUUUUUGCAAUUUAUCCCAAUCAAGUAUUUUAGUAUGGUCUUGACAAUCCUCCUGAAAUUGUCAACAUCAAAGUUUUAAUUAUAUAUCCAGAAAUUAAAGUAUAGAUUUUAAUUUUAUUCCUGUGCAAACUUCUCCAAACUUCAUACUCAAGGUUUAGGGUUUUAGACUUAGGACGGUAAGGGUGGAUCGUCAAGAUCGAUAUGAUUGGUCAUUUAAUUUUCGAACAAAACGAGACCUGAGCACGUCAAUUAUCAUUUUAAGACCCUGGAUUAUACCGUCCCAGUGUCGAGUAAAGUAGGCUCAACAAAGCAAUACAGCGUAUACUUCCUUUUCGCCUUAUGCCUUGUGUACCGGUGUAAAUAUAUCCCCAUUUGAACUCGUUGGCUCAGAUGGGGCGCUCAGAUUUGGAAUGGUGUAGCAGGUUUCAGAUAUAUUAUGGACUGUGUGAAGCAAUCAUGGACUGGUAUCGAAGACCGCGCUGACGCAUUAGAUGCGCCGAGCGAGUUUCUUUUUGAAUAGUGGCGAAAUUUCUGUUUGUCGGUUGGUCGCGUCCCGUGAUGCGGUCGCUUACGUAUUACAACUUAAAAAAUGUCUCCUGUAAGCUUUAAAUUAUUGAUUAAAGAAAAUUUGAAAGUU
This is a messenger RNA of Cydia pomonella (codling moth), 8516 nucleotides long. Its product is annotated as eukaryotic translation initiation factor 4E transporter-like. Lineage: Eukaryota; Metazoa; Arthropoda; Insecta; Lepidoptera; Tortricidae. Gene Ontology annotation, biological process: negative regulation of translation. Bases 709 to 3933 code for a protein of 1074 amino acids. Gene Ontology annotation, cellular component: cytoplasm; nucleus. The transcript is spliced from 26 exons. Gene Ontology annotation, molecular function: mRNA binding. The record is from RefSeq and is a predicted model, not a curated record.